This is a messenger RNA of Anarrhichthys ocellatus (wolf-eel), 1501 nucleotides long. RefSeq names its product olfactory receptor 11A1-like. The record is from RefSeq and is a predicted model, not a curated record. Gene Ontology annotation, molecular function: olfactory receptor activity; G protein-coupled receptor activity; odorant binding. Gene Ontology annotation, biological process: detection of chemical stimulus involved in sensory perception of smell; G protein-coupled receptor signaling pathway. Bases 117 to 1124 code for a protein of 335 amino acids. Gene Ontology annotation, cellular component: membrane. Lineage: Eukaryota; Metazoa; Chordata; Actinopteri; Perciformes; Anarhichadidae. The transcript has a single exon.
UGUCUAUGCUUGAUCAUUUUCAAUGAAAACUGUGAAGCAGUGCUUUCAAAGUAAAGCUCGGCAAACAUGAAAAUAUUGCCUGUGUUAUUGAGAACAAUGUCUUUCAAUUAAAUCAAAUGAUUCAGUUAGGUUUGAGAAAUGAGAAGCGAACCUUGUUACAAUUAGUUUUGUCAUCUAAAAAUAGAAUGAUGAUAAAUUCAACUUUAACUUACUUUAUUCUUGACACUUACAUACAUGUAGGGACUUUGAGAUACUUGUAUUUUAUGUUAACUGCAAUGUUAUACAUUGUUAUAGUUAUUGUCAACAUUUCUCUGAUUGUGGUGAUCUGUAUGAACAGAAGCUUACAUGAACCUAUGUACCUUUUUCUCUGCAGCCUGUUUGUAAAUGAACUGUUUGGUAGUGCAGGGUUGUUUCCAUUCCUUGUUGUUCAGAUCCUCUCUGACAUUCACACUGUUUCUGCUCCACUUUGUUUCCUGCAGAUCUUCUGUUUGUAUACUUAUGUAAAUAUAGAGUUUUGUAAUUUAGCCGUCAUGUCUUAUGACAGAUAUCUCGCUAUCUGUUGUCCUCUACAAUAUAACACACGUAUGACAUUUAACAAGGCUGUUACCUUUAUUGGUAUACUUUGGUUGCAGUGCUGUGUGAAAGUCUUAAUUACUUUAUCCUUAAACAUCCAUUUGACAUUUUGUGGAAACAUCAUAAACAGUUUGUAUUGUCAUAACUACCUUGUUGUUAAGUUGGCGUGUUCUGACACUGAAGUGAAUAGCAUUUAUGGAUUGUUUGGUACUGUUCUCACCAUCUUAGUCCCUCUGCUUCCAAUCCUUUACUCUUACAUGAAAAUUCUUAAAGUUUGUUUCUCUGGUUGUAAACAGACCAGACAGAGAGCUGUCAGUACCUGCACACCUCACCUCACUUCUCUGCUCAACUUCUCUUUUGGCUGCUGCUUUGAAAUAGUUCAGAGUAGAUUUGAUAUGACCAGUGUACCCAGAGUGCUGGAUAUCUCCCUCUCACUCUAUUUUCUCAUCAUACAACCACUUUUGAAUCCCAUCAUGUUUGGAUUGCAAAUGUCCAAAAUACGGAAUACAUGUAAACAUAUCCUCUGUUAUAAAAUGUUGACCUCUCGCUAGAUACUCUAUGGAUGAAAUAACAAAAGUGUCAGUAAAUGAUUAAUGAUAUCUUUAUUUGAAAUGCGCUGUUUAAUGCAUUCAACUGAUUGGAACAAUUGUAGCAUUGUUCAUGGUUUUAAUGUUUUCUACAUCCAAAUGCUUCCGAACAUUUAUGAAUCCAGAGACAAAAAGACACGGAGCAAUGCAUAUCUAUUAUAUUGACAAAGGCAAUCGCCUUUGAAAACAAAUCAAGAAAACGCAUUAAAGUGGCACAACCACUCUUCCUCCGCCCUCUUACAGGGGUAGAUUUUAUGUAGCUGGAGGUUACUUAGGGUUUUUAUAAUCAUUUUAAUUUUGCCUUGUUAUGAAUUCAAUUAAUUUGUGAUUUGUGACAGUAA